AUGGUUGUACAUUCAAAGAAGUUUUCACAAAUUAUUCACCAGAAAACACAGCUUGUGUCAGAACAUUACAAGUAUAUGCACUCUCCUACAAAGUUGGAAAGCUAUGAUGUCAUUAAAACUCAAAAAGCGAGGCAACAGAUUCUCGAUUUUACUUGUGAUGAUAACAAAUGGAACUCAAGCAAUCACUACGAGCAGUACAGAAAUAUAUUUGUAGACGAUCAAUAUAAAUUUAUGUAUUGUGCGGUCAGAAAAGUUUCUUCAAUUACUUGGAGUAGCAUCGUUAGACAACUACACAAUAACAAAAGUGGACAGCGGUUUUUUAAAAGACUUCUUUCCACAUACAAACCGCUGGAGAUUAAACACAGGCUCAGCAGUUAUGUCAAAUUUAUGUUUGUGCGUGAACCAAUGGAAAGAAUUUUUUCUGCUUGGUAUGACAAAUUCGUCAACGGAUUUCAAAAAGACGAAUACGAGCAUUUGUUAGGUCCAAGAAUCGUCGGUAAGAUUAGACCCUGCCCUCACCAUCGUAAUUGUGCAAAGGAAAUACUGUCUUCAAGACAUCCGAAUAUGAAUAUAACGUUCACUGAAUUCUCACGUUAUCUGCUCGAGAUUGUAACCGACAUUGAGAAAGAGGACAUGCACUGGAAUCCGUAUUAUUAUCACUGUGAUCCCUGCUUUAUAAAAUAUGAUUUUAUUGGACACUACGAGACUAUAAAACCGGAUGCCGACGAGAUUUUGCGAAAGUUGAGAAUAGACCACCUGGUAAAGUUCCCAGAAGGUAACUCGUCAUCUGUGCCGUUGAUGAGACAGCACUACGCGGAGUUAGGUCCUGACGUAACGGAAACACUCGCACAUUUGUAUAGCUUGGAUUACCAAAUGUUUGGCUAUUCUAUCAAUCAAACAUUGCAGUUAUUAGGAAUGUCAAAACCAUGA
Molecule: messenger RNA, 930 nt
Organism: Saccoglossus kowalevskii
Lineage: Eukaryota; Metazoa; Hemichordata; Enteropneusta; Harrimaniidae
Product: carbohydrate sulfotransferase 14-like
Biological process (GO): carbohydrate biosynthetic process
Cellular component (GO): membrane
Molecular function (GO): sulfotransferase activity
Source: RefSeq, a predicted model, not a curated record